Molecule: messenger RNA, 853 nt
Organism: Clarias gariepinus (North African catfish)
Lineage: Eukaryota; Metazoa; Chordata; Actinopteri; Siluriformes; Clariidae
Exons: 4
Coding region: 8-853 (281 amino acids)
Source: RefSeq, a predicted model, not a curated record
GUGGAAGAUGGGGAACUAUCGUCGUACUCUGCGAGCAGCAGGCUGUCCCGAAGUAAAGAUAAAUUCUUUAAAAUACAAACAUGGUGAAAAUACAAAUACCAAGAAAGUCAAAAAGCCCAGGAAGGCUGAAGUCAAUUUCUAUCCUGAUUAUCCAGCUGGAGAGAGCAAACGAAGCCUAGAAGAAGAACGUUUAGCAUUGCUGUCUGAGGUUCAGAAAAAUGACAACUAUCAAAUUAUUAAACAAAAAAUGGAAAGAACAUUUGCCUACAGACAACAUAAAGUUAUUGAAGAUGUGCCCUUCAUUGUUGACUUCCAAAGCAGAUGGCCUGCUCUGUUUUGUGAAUAUGAGAUUGCUGCUGAGUUCACUCGAAUCAACACCAUCCCACUAAUUCAAACAUUUAUGUCAAAACUGGAUUGUUACACAAGCAAGCUGACCAGCAUCUACCGAAGAAAAGGAGGAGUUGCAGGACGUAAAAUUAGCAAAUUAAUGGCUGCCAUUGACCAGAAUGAUACCAUCUCAACUCGGAGAGCGUGCAUUGUCAGAGCACUUUCUGUGUAUCUAAAUGAAGACUAUGAAAACCUCAUGAAGGAGUAUGCAGACGCAGACUCUGAGAAUGCAGAAAGAGACAUGGCCAACACAGUCAUUGGAAUUUACAUCAUCAGACCUGAAGAUGCAGAAGUCUGUGACCUACCAUCGGAUGUUGGACUCAUUGUUGAGGGAGUGAAAGUCCUUCAAAAUCUUGCCGAUGUCACCAAGGCUUGUGCUCUUCUUUUGGGAGUCAUAUACAGCUUGAAUCUCAGCUAUCCACCAGACCUGAAGUACACUUUGAGUUCUUUCAAAAAUUGUUACUAG